Molecule: messenger RNA, 984 nt
Organism: Thalassophryne amazonica
Lineage: Eukaryota; Metazoa; Chordata; Actinopteri; Batrachoidiformes; Batrachoididae
Product: voltage-dependent calcium channel gamma-5 subunit-like
Exons: 5
Coding region: 63-893 (276 amino acids)
Biological process (GO): positive regulation of synaptic transmission, glutamatergic; regulation of AMPA receptor activity; calcium ion transport
Cellular component (GO): postsynaptic density membrane; AMPA glutamate receptor complex
Molecular function (GO): voltage-gated calcium channel activity; channel regulator activity
Source: RefSeq, a predicted model, not a curated record
UCUUUUUGUUUCUCCACCAGAUUGCUUCUUGGACUUCCACAAAAACUCAAGCAGUGGCGGCAAUGAGCCUGUGCAGCAGGAAGGCCCUGACUCUGCUGAGCAGUGUGUUUGCACUCUGCAGUCUUGGGUUGCUGGGAGUUGGAGUCAGCACAGAUUAUUGGCUGUACCUGGAGGAAGGUGUCAUUUUGCCUCUCAAUCAGACGGCAGACAUCAGGUCGUCGCUGCACUUGGGACUCUGGAGAAUCUGCUUCCUGGUCGGUGAAGAGUCCGGUCGCUGUUUUUCCAUCGAGUACGUCAUGCCCAUGAACGGCCAGUUGAGCUCAGAAUCCACAGUCAGUGUGUUCAAGAUGAUCCGAUCUUCCACCCCGUUCCCUCUGGUCAGCUUGUUCUUCCUGUUCAUCGGUUUUAUCCUGAACAACAUCGGACAUGUGCGACCACAUCGCACCAUCCUGGCCUUCGUCUCUGGAAUCUUCUUCAUCCUGUCAGGGCUGGCUCUGGUAGUGGGCCUGGUUCUCUACAUCUCCAGUAUAAAUGACGAAAUGCUCAACAGGACGAAGAGCAGUGACACUUAUUUAACCUAUAAGAACGGCUGGUCAUUUGCCUUCGCUGCAAUCUCCUUCCUGCUGACCGAGAGUGCCGGCGUCAUGUCUGUCUACCUGUUCACGAAACGCUACACCGCAGAGGACCUGUAUCAGCCUCGACAUCCCGGCUUCUACAGGCCUCGUCUCAGUAACUGCUCCGACCACUCGAGCCAGUUCCUCCACCCGGAGGCAUGGUCACGCCGGCGAAGUCCCUCCGACAUCUCCAGUGAAGCUUCGCUACAGAUGAGCGCAAGUUAUCCUGCACUACUCAAAUGCCCCGCGUAUGACCGGGUCUCCUCCUCACCCUGCUGAGGGCACCGGCCAUCACAAAGGUCAGCAAGAGGUCAAAGCACUGCGACAAAGAGCCAAGUGAGGAGGAGACCUCAGCUUUCUCUGUUAGAAU